This is a messenger RNA of Eremomyces bilateralis CBS 781.70, 1464 nucleotides long. RefSeq names its product putative translation initiation factor eIF-2B alpha subunit. Gene Ontology annotation, molecular function: translation initiation factor activity; guanyl-nucleotide exchange factor activity. Gene Ontology annotation, cellular component: eukaryotic translation initiation factor 2B complex. The transcript is spliced from 2 exons. The record is from RefSeq and is a predicted model, not a curated record. Gene Ontology annotation, biological process: translational initiation. The coding region runs from base 81 to 1190 and encodes 369 amino acids. Lineage: Eukaryota; Fungi; Ascomycota; Dothideomycetes; Eremomycetales; Eremomycetaceae.
ACCAAAUACAAUCCAGACAACCACCACCCUUGACAGGAGAAACACACCCUCAACAUAAGCGUCCUUGAACAUUACCCACCAUGACCUCAACUACCCCCACCCAGCCCUCCCCCCUCCACAACUCUCGCUCCCCCUCCGAACCUUUCGAUAUCGUCACUACCUACCACCACCUCCUCUCCGCCGACCCGGACCUCACCAUGCCCGUCGCGGCCAUUGAAUCCCUCGUCCUCGCCCUUAGCUCCACCCCCACGCUCACCAUCUCUGAAACUCUCGCCCUCCUCUCCACGCACGUCGCCACCCUCAAAUCCGCUAUCCCUAACCCCAUCUCCCUCUCCGCCGGCACCGACCUCUUCCAACGCUACCUCAUCUCCUCCCUCCAGCGCCCCUCCUCCCCCGACGGCGACUUCGAGUCCGUCCGCCGCCACCUCCUCACCAACGGCCGCCUGUUCGUCGAGCGCGCGAAGCAGGCGCGGGAGGAGAUCGCGAACUUCGGGCGGCACUUCGUGCGCGACGGGAAGACCGUGCUGACGAACGGGGGGAGCCGCGUCGUGGGAUCGCUGCUGCAGAGCGCCGCGGAGGCGAGCGCAGGGUCAGUGCGGUUCCGGGUGAUCUACGUGCUGGACAGCGAUAAUCUGCAUGCGUGCACCGCGGCGGAGCACGAGCAUCGUGGUCGGGCGAAGCGGCUAGAGGCGGAGGGGACGGCGACGGUGGCGGGGUUGAGGAAGCGGGGGGUGCCCGUGGCGACGAUACCGAGUAGUGCGGUUGGGUAUGCGAUGGGGGAGGUGGAUAUGGUGAUUGUGGGGGCGGAAGGGGUGGUAGAGAAUGGGGGGAUCAUUAGCCGACUGGGGACAUAUCAGAUGGGAUUGCUGGCGAAGAGCGCGGGGAAGCCGUUCUACGUAGUGGCGGAGAGUCACAAGUUCGUCCGGUUGUAUCCCUUGAGUCAAUUCGACCUGCCGAUUGAGCAAGACGUGUUGCGGUUCGUGGCGGAUGAGACGAGUGGGAAGUCCGGGAAGGGAGUCGAAUUUACCGACGAGGCGAUUGAUGUGGAGGAUGGGAAGGCCAUGAAGAAGAACUCAAUCGCCGAUUCGGUGGAUUUCACGCCUCCGAAUCUGAUAUCCGGUAUCAUCACGGAAGGCGGCGUACUGACACCAAGCGCUGUGAGCGAAGAACUAAUAAAGAUUUGGUUCUGAAACCUUCCAUUAAAACUCCAGAUCGCGGUAUGAGCGGCGCGUUCCUGGUCAUGAUACCCAUAACUAAAACAAUGAAUAGAUAUUGAAAUGACUGAUAACGCUUUGCUUGGAUGAAAAUUUCCACCCAUGACCUUCGCGCGCCCUGUGUAUAUCCGGCAGUGACGGUGUUUACCCAGAGUGUAGACCAUCUAUUUCUAUGCGCCAUUAAGCCAAUAUGAAUUCGAAAUCGACUGGACGCCAGCCAACACCGGCGCUCAAUCGCGAUGGUCCACAU